Psilocybe cubensis is the source of this 2754-nucleotide messenger RNA. RefSeq lists its product as uncharacterized. Gene Ontology annotation, biological process: protein phosphorylation. NCBI's taxonomy places the organism in Eukaryota, Fungi, Basidiomycota, Agaricomycetes, Agaricales, Agrocybaceae. Gene Ontology annotation, molecular function: ATP binding; protein kinase activity. The coding region runs from base 1 to 2754 and encodes 917 amino acids. The record is from RefSeq and is a predicted model, not a curated record. The transcript is spliced from 6 exons.
AUGGUUCUUGCAGAGUAUCUGUUACUCCACAUUGGCGAUCAUCCCUUUCCCUCUGUCAGACCUCAGAUCGCACACGAGAUGGAGCGUGAAUUCGUGCGUUGCGAAUUCGACGCAUUUAUGAAAGCGUAUCUCCCUUUCGUGCCGGAUGACGCAGAUGUUAAGGAAUGCAUCGACAAGAAGCUCAGACCUCGGCAGCUUAUGGGGGGCACCGACGCGUCCAAACUUUGCUUUAAUCAUUAUCGGGCACCCCCGACCACCGCAAGCUCGGAAAUGGAGACUUACAAAUCGAUACAAGACAUCGCUCACGCUGUUGGCCUAUACGCACACCCUACCCGGAAGCGUAAUCAGUUCCACUAUCGGGAUACCCCCUAUAGCCAUAUCACUUCCGAAACUUUUGGCUCUACUCACAAAGUAGACGCUUGCUUCACGUCCGACCCUACCCCUUCUCGUUCAAAUAAUAAAGCCAUGAAAUUAAACACAACUUCGAUGGCUGUGCCACUUGGGUUCAAGUUGUCUUCGUCCAAGAGACACGAGGUCAUUCACUUUCAUUUGCCUGAAAUUUUCUACGUUCUAACGAGAUCCCGGUUUCAGAACAACAAAAAAAUCGUGUCGGCGAACGUCCAGAUCAUGAACGGUGACGUUCGUCGCAUGUUUACAUUUGGAAUCACAAUUGAAUGUGAUCAAGUCACUUUAUGGUUUCAUUGUCGAUCGCAUUCUGCGAUUUCCGUGCCAUUUAGUUUUGUAACGGAACCUAAGAAAUUGAUCAAGGUGUUCAUGUCUAUCCUGUUUGCAACGGAUGAAGCUCGGUUACGACCCGUUGGUAACGAUGGCGGGCCAGUUCGACAUUUUCAAGUGAUCCGGCCAAUAUCGAUAUACCGUUCCAAUAACAUUACGGGUCGCAUGUCACGGAUAUUCAAAGUCACGGAAGUCAAUUCUAAUCCCCCAUCUACUUUUGUUCUGAAAGAUGUUUGGAUUGAAGAAUCUGCGAACACAGAGGGACAGAUUCAGGAAGCCAUUUUCGCCGACAUUGAGAAAUUUUGGCAAGAAACCACCCUCCCCGAAGAAAAAGAAGGUCUCGCCAAUCUCAAAAGGAAGCAUGCAGCGCUUGUUGCCAGUAAAGGGUACAAGGAUUAUUUUCUUUCCAUUGAAACCGACCUAGAAGGCUCCUUGUCUAAGGACAUUGUUCCUGCAUAUUCUCUCCAGAGAGGACUGUUCAACCCUCCCCUACGUGCAAAGCAACGUUCAGUUUUCUCCGGCCAAGGUUCCCGUCAUUCUGCUGGAACACCGCGUCCAAUCUCAAAUGCAGAGAAGCCUCAGACCUUGCAUAGGGACUACCUGCAGAAGAAGCAAUAUCGUGUCGUUUUUAAGGAGGUGUGCAAGUCGAUUGGGGAGUUGGUCUACGUCGGAGAAGUGAUUGAUGUGCUACGUCAAGUUCUCACCCCUUUGCAGCUCAUGUUCUGCGCUGGCUGGGUUCACCGUGAUAUCAGCUGUGGCAAUAUCUUAGCUCAUAUGCAUGAUGCUAAAUGGCAGGUCAAGCUGUCUGAUCUAGAAUAUGCAAAGCAGUUUCCCCCGCCACAAGAUUACAAACCUGCUACUGACCCUAAAACUGGGACACCUUAUUUUAUGCCACAUGAAAUUCUCGACCGGCGGUACCUCUACAUAGCUUCAGAUGCUGCACCUGACAAAUUCGCCAGUUAUGCGCAGCUCCGCAAACAGAAGGACCAGAAGGAUGCCGACACUCAGCAACCUGCCACUCCCGAUGUCACUGUUUCUCAAGGGGAACAAGUCCAAGACUCCGUGCCUCAGAUAGAAACGACUGUGCAAAAGGACAGCACAGUGUUUAAUGCACAGAAAGAGCUCCCUGCUGAGGCUAUCAGCGACUCCUCCAAUACCGAGCAAGUUGACCAUCCCAAGCUCGAUCAAUUGCCACCACUCAACCGUAGGAAUCAAGGCAACGGUGAUCAGUCUGACGGCGACGUAUUCGGUCCCUUUGAGCAUGAAGAAACAAACCCUUUUUUAGAGGGGAGCGUAGUCAUUAACGAUGGACCGGAGGACUCUGACGCAAGCUACGAGGACGAGGACGAUGACGAUGACGAUGACGAUGCAGAGACAAAACCCAACCGGAUAGUCGUCCACAAUUUCCAACACGACUUGGAAUCCCUCUGGUGGGUGCUACUAUGGAACAUUACCGCCCGUAGUAAUCGAAAGAUCUCCAACGAGUGGGCGAGAGAUGUCUUUCACAACUCCCUCAAUCUAACUUGGGCCCGACGAGCCUGUAUCAUCGACGAGGUUUUGACCGACAUGAAGCGUAUUCUGGCAAAGCCUCUGAAGUGUUUUGCACCCCAUAUUGAGGACCUUAGGCAUUUCUUGAAACGAGAAUACGUCACCCGUGAAGAGCUCGGCGACCUUGAUUCUUUCGAAUCAUACGUUCCGAUCCACAAUGCGUUCGAAACCGUCUUUAAUUCCCUUCUUUCCGAGCUUCCUUCUACCUGGCGCAAAGUAAAGCUUGUAGUCAAUGGUCCAGAGGACGGUAGCGGGGAGGAAAUUCUUCACACGACUCUAUCCCCAGGCUCAGGUGCACAACGUGAAGAUAAUGUUGCCGGGACAGAGGCCAAUGGUCCCACCGCGGCUGCUAGCGGCGUCGCGCAGUUGGAAAAGCCUGCCCGAAUCAAACGGGAGCUGUCAGAGGAUGAAUUGACGCCUGCUCGACGUGCAGGCCCGUCCAAACGCUCAAAACGAGGCAAUGCUGAUUGA